Messenger RNA from Fonticula alba, 1085 nucleotides. RefSeq lists its product as hypothetical. The transcript is spliced from 2 exons. The coding region runs from base 89 to 751 and encodes 220 amino acids. NCBI's taxonomy places the organism in Eukaryota, Rotosphaerida, Fonticulaceae. The record is from RefSeq and is a predicted model, not a curated record.
CCCCACUCCUCCCUCCCCCUCUCCUUGCUGCCUCCCCCCUUCCUUGCUUUUCCCCCCACGGAAAGCGAGAUCCACACAUCCACACACCAUGUUCGCCCUUCGCGCCGUGUCGACCUCCUUCAAGCAGGCCGGCAACCGCCUGAUGGCCCCCGCCUUUGCCCGGGCCUUCUCGCAGUCCUCCUCCGAGCAGGACAGCGACUUCCGCUCGGACAACGACCUCGAUGGUGGCGAGAGCGACCCUCAGCGCCUGAUGCCGGAGGACCGCAUCCCGGCUCCCCUGCUGACCGAGGAGAUGCUCAUGGAGCGGCCGGAGUUCGCCGCCGCGCCGCUGUCCUUCAGCGCCCGCAGCCACGUUCUGCACUACCUGUCGCGCAAGCACAAGAUCGCCAGCGGCGGCGAGCCGACCACCGGUCUCGGCAGCGACGGUGCCAUCAAGAGCCUGCUGACCCCCCACCCCGUUCCCCUCUACACCCUGCGCAACAACCUCAACCCCGAGACCAUCGACAAGAUUCGCCACCUGCGCUCUCUGGACCCGGCCCGGUUCACCCAGCGCCGGCUGGGCGUCAUGUUCGGCCUGCCGUCCAUCAUCAUCGGCAUGAUCGCCCCGGUCCCGAAGACCGGUCGCCAGCUGCGCAAGAUCAGCCGCGAGGCCGAGGCCCGUGGCCGUGGCUACCUCCCGCGUACGCUGCGCAUCAUCCGCCGCGAGCGCGAGCGCGCCCUCGCUGCCGACUUCAGCCAGAACGGUCUGUAAUGGACGGGGGGGGAUCCGAGUGGUUGGCCGAGCUCGCCGGGGAGGGGCGCCGGGGCCGAGCCCGUCCUGUGGUGUGUGUGCGCGCGCGCGCGUGUACCUGCGCACCAAGCGCCGGUGUUUGGUUCUCCUGCCCUCCUUUGCUGUUUCUUCCUCAACUGCUGUUGUUGCUUUGAAAUGUGUGCCUCCUGUCCCCUGCGUCCGCUCCCACCCACGCCCCUCCCUUUCAUCCCGGCAGCAGUGCCCCCCCCCCUCUCCCUGGUGGGGCGCUGCACCGUCGAGGACCGACAUGGUUGUACACACGCGCGUUUGCGUAUGUGUGUGUGUGUGUGUGUAU